AUGCAUUCGUCUGGUUUUAUUACUGUCGGAAAACAAACCCACGAAUUAAUUGGACGGCUUGAUCUUUUUAACGAUACUUUGUAUUUGGAGCCAACCGAGGACGGUACAAAAUCUUUGGUUUAUUUUGUAAGUUUUACUUUCUUGAUUUUAAUGUACAGUGUAAAUCGAGUACGUCUAAAAUCACUGGCUUUAUCUAGAGGUAUUUAAUCUGUUAGACACGAAAUAAAUAUUGUUCUAAUAGAUAUUACAAAAUUAUUACAAUUUAAAGUUUUGCAGAAGUCGGAUCUUGAUCUGGACGGUCUUCACAACUUUUCAUCAAAAGCUUUCCAUCGCCCUCAUUUCCAAUUCAGUUAUCGGCCAGCUUCAUUCUUCGAGCAGUACCGUGGGAAACGUAACAAUGAGGAAAAGAUUGUAAAGAAUAAUCGAUGUGAAAUCAAACUGGUUGCUGAUUAUGCGUUUUACCGUCUCAUUGGAAACGGUAAUUAUGCCAACGCUGCACGGUAUCUGGUACGUUCUUUUAAAUUUAUAUUUUAGAAUAGUAUUACAAAGGAAUUUAAUUGUUGUCUAUUAUCCUUUGUAAAAUUACUUAUUUUUUGGUUAGAGUAGGGGGUUGGUGAUUGUAGAGUUUAUUUUUUAAUUAAAUUUGGCCAUUUUAGAUAAACUUGAUUGAACGUAUCAACGUGAUAUUUCGCGAUGUCGACUGGGGACUGUCAGCAAGAGGAGAACGCUUAAAAAACCUAGGAUUUACUAUCAAAGAAAUGAAGAUACAUGAACGUAAGAACAACUUGUCAAGCCAUUUCAACUAUAUCUCACCUAAUCGUUAUGCUAACGCCGAUCAGGUUCUUCAAUCUUUUUCACGAACAGAAGGAGCCAACACUUGUAUUACGUUCUUGAUCUCGGGAAAAGUUUUUGAUAUGGGUAUAUUGGGCUUGGCAAACAUUGGAAAUGUUGGUGAGAAACGAGGAGUUUGUGGCGAAUCAAACACGAACACUGGUGUCGUAUCAGUACAACGAAAGUCCGGUUUGAUCAUUACAAGUGUGGUAGAUUUGGUUGUGGCUCAUGGUACAUUUUGAUUAAGUUCUUGCAUAUUUAAAGACGAUUUAAUAACUUAAUACUAAUUUAGGCAGUGUAGUUGUUAUAGCUUUUUAAAGUAACUAUUUACUACGUUUUUACAGAGAUUGGUCAUCUAUGGGGGAGCAAUCACGACGCAAUAGACGAUCCCCGCUGUGUACCCACAGAUUCUCCCGAAGGUCGGUACAUAAUGCACGAGAGUUCGAACAGCGGUUACGACCGUAACAACUACCGUUUUAGUCCGUGCUCAAAAAUGGCCAUUCAUCGGGUUUUGUACACUGCAGUGGAUCAAUGUUUUGUCGACGAACAGAAAUCUUUGUGUGGAAAUAAUAUUGUGGAAGCUGGGGAGGAGUGUGAUCCAGGAGGUCAAUUGUUGACUGGAACAGCUGUCCACAAUGAUACAUGUUGCACGUCACAAUGUAAACUAAAAAUCAACGCAAAAUGUUCUCCAAAACAUUCUGAGUGCUGCACAAAAGACUGUUCUUAUUUACCGGCUACACAUCUUUGUCAGCCUAGCAAUAAGAAUAAUUGCAGUCAACCAGCGUUUUGCACGUAAGUUAUGCCAUGUGUUAAAUUAUAAACUAUAAAAAUUACAUGUUAGAGUACUAAGAUCUAGUUUUAAUUUUUUUUACGAAAAUGAAUUUUACAUACAUACUAUGUUUGAUGACUUAAUUUUCAGAGGAUACAGUGCAAAAUGUCCAGAACCAAAACCUGUCCCCGAUGGUACAGACUGCUUUGAUGAAGGAAAGUGUCUCAGCGGUAAAUGCAUUGAUUUUUGCCACCAAAUAUCUUCCAGUUCGUCACCGUGUAAUUGCGAAAAACGUAAGUAAAAAAGAUUUUAUAGAAAUUAAUUUUGAAAAUUCUCUUUAGCGAAAGAAAUGUGUAUGCGAUGUUGUCGUUCACCUGCGGGACAUUGCGAACCAGUUAAACCAGUACGGUACCUUGUUAAUGGCUCCAUUUGCAUCCACGGACGUUGUAACAAUGUAAUUUGACAAAGCUUUAGUGAAUUUAUAUAAAAGUUACUUAUAUCUGUUUACUGUUGUUUUUAAAUUACUUCAUUUUCCGGAAAAAUAACUAUUUAUAAUACUUUUAGAAAUUAUGCGUCAAGGAGGUGACAGACGCUGCAACGCAUUUUUGGAGGAUCAUUAAAGAUAUUCGAGACAAUCCAUCAUCAGAACAUCUUGCACAUUACAUAGUUUUCAUAACAAUUUGUGCCACACUGUUGGUAUGGGGUCCGUGUGUUGCAUGUGUCAUGUAUAACGUAAGUCGGUUUAAAAUGACGAUAAUGCCAAGAUUUAGGAUCGUCGUAAAAGAAGACAUCGAGUCAGAAUGGCCCAACCUGAUGAUAAUUUUGCAAAAAGCGGAAUGAGCAGAUCAGUCAGCAAUCCACAAAAUUCAAAACUGUUAUAA
Messenger RNA from Bursaphelenchus okinawaensis, 2481 nucleotides. Lineage: Eukaryota; Metazoa; Nematoda; Chromadorea; Rhabditida; Aphelenchoididae. The record is from the annotation of a GenBank genome assembly.